AUGGGUCAUAUUAUUUCCCUUUUCAUUACAAUUAACUGUCGUUGGGAGUCUACUAUGGCGGCCGUUCUGAUGACGACUUCUCUUUUUAUAUUUGGAGAAGUGUCAGUUGGUUAUGAACAUCUUCCUAUAUUCCGAAUAAUUCUUGCAAUAUUAUUUGGUUUUUUUACGCAGGUACUUGCUUGUGUCUUAAAUGAUAUCACUGAUAUAAAAAUAGAUAAGAUCAAUCAUCCUCAAAGGCCCUUAGCUUCCGGGAAAAUCGACAUUCGGGAAGCUUGGCUGGUGGUGGUAAUAUGCCUUAUUUUCGCCUUAGCCUGUGGACUUACGCUAGCAUCCUCUAAUCUUAGCUAUGUUAGCUUGAUUACCCACCUAUGUUGCUCGAUUUUGUACUCAUUUCCUGGCAUUCGUUUAAGUCGCAAUUGGAUAACGGGACCUUUAACUCUUAUCACUGCAUUUUCAUCACAUGUUUUAUUCACUCUCAGCUGCACAUCACUCUAUCAUUCUGUACUCUAUGGACAACAACUGGUUUUUUUGAUUGUUAGCACGACUGCCAUGCAUCACAUACUUAUCAAUCCUAUGAAAGAUGUUGGUGAUUUGAAAGGUGAUGCAAUAGGAGGCGCUACGUCCCUUGCGAUGUGGAUACCGUUGUGGGCAACUAAUUGCAUAGUAGUUACGGGAUACAUCUUACCUUGGAUUCUUCUCUACAUCAGAGCGGAUUCAUUUGCACCAUCAAUUGACCAAGUUAUCGGUAUCGUGGCAUCAUUAAAAGUUCUGGCUAUCACUUUCUGUGUGGCAGGAUUAGUUAUGUCCUAUUAUCUGCUGUUUGAUCCUGUGCCUUUAAUUUACUAUCGAUAUUCAACAAUAACUAGACUACUACCAUUAUAUUUAUUUCAUGUUGGACAACCGAUAGCACUAUCUUUGGUGCGCUUAUACAACUCACAUACAGGAGCAACAUUUUUAAAAUGA
Molecule: messenger RNA, 963 nt
Organism: Adineta ricciae
Lineage: Eukaryota; Metazoa; Rotifera; Eurotatoria; Adinetida; Adinetidae
Source: the annotation of a GenBank genome assembly